Messenger RNA from Prosopis cineraria, 873 nucleotides. RefSeq names its product provicilin-like. Lineage: Eukaryota; Viridiplantae; Streptophyta; Magnoliopsida; Fabales; Fabaceae. The record is from RefSeq and is a predicted model, not a curated record.
GAGAACAUCAACGAGAUUCGAAGGAUCCUAUUUGGAAACCGACAACAAGGAGGGCAAGGACAAGAACAGAGUUCAAAUGAGGGAGUGAUUGUAUUGUCGAGAGAACACGCAAGAGAACUAAGAAGGCAUGCCGAAUCAUCUUCAAGCCCAGAAGAAGAAAGAAACCCAAUCAUGAACUUGAAAAACCUUCAUGCUCGUUAUUCCAACGAAUAUGGUAACUUGUGGGAGGCUUGUCCUGAGGAAUUCCACCAACUCAGAGACUUGGAUAUCUCUGUCGGUUGGCUAGAGCUCAAAAGGGGAUCUCUGUUUCUACCACACUACAACUCAAGGGCCAUAGUGCUGGCUCAAAUUAUUGAUGGAAUGGCAAAAGUCGAAAUUGCAUCCCCACAUCUGGCUAAUCAAAGAUCAGAAGAACAAGAACAAGAACAAGAUCAAGAUCAAGAGAGAGAGCAGCAACAGCGGCAGCAGCAACAGCAGCAAGAGGAAGAAGAACAAAGUCAAAGUGAAGGACACAUUCAGAGGGUUUCUUCUAGGCUGAAUCAAGGUGAUGCUUACGUGGCCCUCGCAGGUCAUCCACUUGCCCUCAGAGCUUCAAAGAGGAAUGAUGUAAGGAUGAUCGCAUUCCUGCUCAAUGCUGAGAACAACCAGAGAAACUUCCUUGGAGGUGAGAGAGACAACGUGAUUAAUGAGAUACCAAGGGUAGUGAAGGAGAGGGCAUUCCCAGGGUCUGGCGAAGAAGUGGAGAGACUGAUCAAAAACCAGAAGAAAUCAUACUUCGUGAAUGCGCAGCGUCGUCAGCAGCGAGGUGAUGAGGAAGGAGACGAAGAGCGGGCUCCAUUGUCUUCCAUUUUGGAUGAAGAUGCUUUCUUUUGA